Molecule: messenger RNA, 3950 nt
Organism: Microplitis mediator
Lineage: Eukaryota; Metazoa; Arthropoda; Insecta; Hymenoptera; Braconidae
Exons: 3
Coding region: 304-2409 (701 amino acids)
Source: RefSeq, a predicted model, not a curated record
UUUCUGAAAAUCAAUUGGCUGCAAUAGCAACAAAAUGCGCAGUUUUUAGAAACAGUGAGACCAUGAACGCGAAAUAGCAUAAAUAGUUUGAAAUAAAAGCUGAAACAUGUAACGCAUCGAUUGACAAAAGGACACGUAUCCUUUCCCAUUCCCACUAUAUUUCAAUAUUUAAUAUAUUUUCAUUUGUUUAUUUAUUUAUUCUGUCGUUAGUUACAGCUAAAAAGUCAAAGAGAAUAGAUGCACGUAUUCCGCAGAUCAUUUCGCGAUUAAAUAUUUAACUUUAUUAUAAAAAAUAUUUUAAUAAUGAUGAUGUUCUUAAAGUUUAUUUUUUUAUGUUUACUAUUUGUGAAUUUCGUCGGCUGCGAUGACAUUGAGGAGUCUCCAGAAUCAACGAGUUUGUCAGAUUUUCAAAAUGAUACGAAACAACUACUUGAGCUGUGCUUUCCUGAUAAAUUGAACCCUGCGGUUAUAACUGUUGACUUGAUUGACAUCAUGUUCGAAAUUUCAAUAAACGAAGUGGUCAACGCGUCGAUUGUAACGAUCGAUGAUGAUUUCGAGUCAACUGUGAUGAAAUGGCACUAUCCAAAUCAUCCCUCGUACAUUAUAUCAGCAGAGUCUGAUAAAAAACUAAAAGCUCUUCUUCACGAAAUAAAAUCGUCGAUUAUUUGGAACGUCGAGUCAUUGGUUUUCGUUGUUGGUGAAAAUUGUGGAAAGGCAAUGAAAGUACUGAGAAUGGUGUGGAAUAUUGAAGCCCUUGGAUCAUUUUACGUUUGUCGAGAUCAAGUCAACAAAAGUACGCUGGUGUAUACAUUUAACCCCUACACUGAUAGAGCACCGAAACCCUGGAGUAGAGUUAAGAAGAAAUCGAAAGAUAAUCGAUGGACAUUGUAUAGGCAGUCAUUUAAAAACGAUUCGGAAUUGUGUCAAAGUUAUCAUUUUGACAAAACCAAAAAUCUGGACGGUUACCCAGUGAAAGGUUAUGCACAUAAUUUACUCUUUGAUGUUUCAUCAAAUGAAUUUAUACCUGAAGUACUCAAUCAGCAAAUCGGGAACCCGUAUUUCGUUUUUGAAAACAUAUUUUCAAUGUUGAAUGUCACACCGGUGAUGCAUUACUGUAUGAUUGAUGAUGUUCCACAUUCUGUAAGAACUAAAAACUUAUUUAAUAACGCUACUUACGAUGUAUGGUUGAAAUUACAACCACUCGAUCUACUUUAUUACGAAUAUCUCGAUAUUAUUCCUCUAUACUCAGAAGAAGGCUACACGAUAAUAACAAACUCACGUUCUGUUCCAAUCCUUGAGGAAAUUGUCGACAGUAUGUUCAGUUAUCAAACUCUGAUACUUUCGAUUAUCAUUCUAACUAGUAUUUUUAUACUUGUUUUAGUCAAUAAUAAGUUUAAUUUUGUUGCAACCUUAUUCGAUAUUUUGUUGUUGGUAUUGAAUAUGGGGAUGACGACACCCAUAGAACGUUUAUUCAUGCGUAUUACUUUUCUAGCCACAUCUUUAUUUAUUUUGAUGUUUAAUCCGGCAUUAGAGGGUCAACUCAUGGCAAUGCUGGCAAAACCGAGUUACCGUAGGGUCGAAAAUUUAGAUGAUUUACAUUCAAAUAAAUAUAAAGUCUUCUUCGACGAUAGAAUCCGCGAUUAUAUAGCCGAGACACAAAUAUGGUCAAGUGAUUCUGAUAAGGAAUACUUGUAUGAGCAAAACUCGUUUGAUCAUGGUCGCUGCUACAACUACAUUACGAGAGAUUCUUUCGGUUCGUUACAAACCUUUAAUUUGAUAUUUGAUACAAUCCCAUUCAUCGAUCCAGUUCCGAUGAAUGAUUCACUUUCAGUAAAUGUUUCUCAUCUGAUCAAUGAUUCCCGUCCAAUAAAUAUGUCAAGUCCGUUAAAGACCAUAUUUUCAGAAUAUGAUUCAGUUACGAAAAAUACUUUGGCGGCUUGUAUAUUUGCUCAUACGUUUCUAAACGACCUAUCACUAAGUGACAAUUUGUACAUAUCAAAAGACGUAUUAUUCAAAUCGUACAACGUGUUUAUGAGUCGUAAACGUUGGAGUUUGAAAAACAAAAUCGAUAAAGCAGCAUUGAAUAUUUUUGAAACCGGUCACAUUCAUUACGCCGAACGAUUUGAACGUUAUAAAAAAAUAAUAAGAAAAAGGAAAUUAGCUGCUAGAAUAGAAUCAUAUAAAAGUGGAUUCGAUCAAUUAGAAUUCGAAGAUUUUCGGAUGGUUUAUAUUUUCAGUACAUUGAGCUUAAUGUGGAUAAUCACUGUUUUUAUUUUUGAAGUAUUGUUCAAAGAAAUAACGGAAUUAUGUGACAAACGUUCACAAAAAUUAGAAAUGAAACGAAUUAAAAUACAGCGAAAAUUAGCAUUGAUCAAUAAACAAACUGCUGUUGCUAAAACACGGGUUUAAUUAUUCGUAUUGUUGUAAUAUUGCGUGACUUGUAUGACUAAAUUUAUUAAUAGGGCGGGUAUAAAGCACGAGGUUCCUUGCAUAGUUUAGUCAAAGUUUUCUUUGUCAAUGAAGUAUUUCGUUAAUAAGAUAAUUAAACAUUUGUCUAACAAUUUUUUAAGCUUAUGAUUUUGACAACAUCUCGUAUUACUAAAUAACAAACCAUUCUUGGAUUUUAUUUCAUGAAUUUGUGAAGAAAUAUAUUCUAUUUUCUGCCCUUGCUGUCCUUGAACUCAGUAAUUAAAUAUUGCGUGUCGUGUUGUUUGACUCAUAUAUCCAUUGAUUGAUAUUGUGUGUUGUUAUAAUGAUCGACUUUUUAAUAAGGUAUAUAAAUUUGAAAAUAUUAACCACGUGUUGGCACAGAAUUAAAAAAUUUCAUGUUCUGUAUGAAAUAAAUUGGAUGUAAUUUUCAUUAAUUCUGUUUAUUCUCAUGUGACUUAUAUGGCCGCCAUAUACUUACAUAGGUAAUGUUCAGUAGGAUGACCCAAGAAAACCAACAAUUUUUUUUUUCGAAUCAUGAAAAUUUGUUGGUUUAACAUAUUUUUAGAAUCUUCUCCAAAAAUCAGCUCCAUAAAAAUUUUCAAAGGGUAGCUCCAGGAUUUGGAAAAUUCCAAAAAUGAUUGAAAUUCGGAUUUUUGUUUUGUUAAUGUUUUCUUUCUCGUGACAACAAUAGUUUAUAUUUGUAAAAAUCAUGAAUACUAUGAAAAUUUCAGCCCGAAAUUUAAAUAUUUAAACGUCGCUUAAGAAUUUCGAAUGUUUCCGAGUACUUUUGAACGUUUUCGAGCGACCCUUGAAUACUAAUAGUAAGGGGUAACGGUGACCGAUUUUCAAUUCAAUUUAAUUCACGAACAAACACUGGAAACCUAAAAUAGAGAAUCUUCAGCGUUUUUUAAAACCUUAACAAAGAGCUAGAAAUUUCGUAUUUUCAAAAAUUCUAAUUCGUCUCCGAGAAAAAUUGUUUUAAAAUUCUCAUUUACUCUACGAGUGCAACAAAGACAGUCCCGUUUGUUUUUUUGAGUGUGAGAAAGAGGUCCGGUAGCGUAUCCCUUUAAGGCGUCUUGAUUUUUCACCGUCAAUUUAUAUCACAAUAAAUAAAAAUAUAACCUCAAAAGUUGAACAAAUGAGUUAUUUACAUACUUUAUCUAUUUUAAUUCAAUUGUUAGAUGUUUUUGGUCAUUCAGAUCUUACUUAAUUUGUUUGUUUAUGACAUUCCAGUAUAUUUUUGGUUAUACAAAAGUUAUAUUUUAGUGGAAUGAUAAUAGAGUUAUAUAAAAAUAAAAAAAAGAAUUUAAAAUAUUAGUCCGUUAUCAUUAGUUGAUAGUCAAAAUUUUUAAGCGACUUAAAACUCCCAAUUUUGAUCAUUAUUAGAAAAUUCUUAUAAAAUUUUGAACCAACAAAUUUUCAUAUCAGACUCGAAGAUAAGUAGUUGGUUUUCGUGGACCACCUGAAUGAUCAUUAAAAAAAAAUUAAUAAAAUUGUGUACUUAUUGAAGAAAUAAAUAA